AUGUCCGGUUCCGUCCCUGGAAGGCCGCCAAAGCUACUUUCCAACGCCUGCUCGUUUUGCAAAAGACGAAAGAGAAAAUGCGACGGAGCACAACCAUGUGCAACAUGUGUCAAGUAUAACAACACUGAUGGCUGCGAAUACAGCUCCGAUAACGAUCGACGCAAGAAAAAGUACGACUCGACUCAUAUCGACUAUCUGGAGGUCAAGGCCGACCUUUUGGAGCUGCAUGCUGCUAAUUUAAUCAAGAGAACUGAGUCCCUGAAGGACUUUGAUCUUAGUUCGAUCCUCCCGCAACCGCCGCAGUUGACUCAGAAUAACGACUUUGCUCAGCUGGGACAUAUGGGAGAAAAGUACACCAACAUCAACGCGCUGGAAGAAAUAGUGUCCACCGCAUGGAAAGUGAGACAGCAGGGAGACAAAACGGAGUUCUAUGGGCCGCUCUCGGGACGGCAGGGGGUGGUUGAGGACGGAGACGAGAAGUUUAUGAAUCCGGAAACUGAGCUGCUGGAUAUAAAUUUUUGCUCACCCCAGUUCAGAGAGCACCUUUUUAACGUGUUUGAGGAGAACUUUGGCAAGUUCUUCUAUGUCUCUCAGCUCACAUUGGGCGUGGUGCGAUCCUGGCCGUAUCCGUGUGCUGAACCGGACCACCAAUUGCUGGUGUGCUCGAUUUUUGCUUAUGCCUCGGCUUACGUCAGACCCUCCAUCACCCAUGCAUUUCUGGAAAGCGCUGAAAGUGCGGCAAUCACUGCGUGCAAAGAGGCUUUGAACGAAAACACUUUACAGGGACUGCUUAUACUGUCAUGUUUUGAGCUUGGGAUGGCCCAUGAUUCUAAUUCCUGGCUGUUUGAUGCCAUGUGUGCUUCUCAGGCUCAAUACAUUGGUCUCCAUGCUGCUGAGAGGCCCCUGAAAUCGGGCAUUCCAACAAGUGUUGUGUCCACGUCGCCGCUUAAAAGCGCUCUCUUUUGGUCAAUCAUUCUGCAGGACAGAUUCAUCACCACUGUGCUGGGUCGCGGCUGUAGAAUUCAAUACUUCAGAAUCAUGACUCCAUUUUACGGCCCGAAAAACUCGCCGGAGAACUUUGACCUCUAUAUCAGCGAGCUGACAUUCUCUUUCCACUCCAGGCUGUGGUAUCUUCAUGACCGCUCCACUCAACAGAUCUACUCUUUCCGUGCCGACUACCUGCACAAUUCCCAUCGACAAAUGCUGCUUGAGCAGGGUUUUUCUAACCUCCGUGCGCUUUAUGAAUCAUUUCCUGAUGCAAUAAUGCUGAAGCCCGACACAACAGACAAACGGAUUCUUCUUUUGCACCUGUCGUACUAUGUUGUGCUCCUGCUGUUGCACAGGUCCUACCUUAUACAAAACCCCCAAACGAUCAUCGAGCUGAUGAUCAGGCUAUGCACAUCAGCAUCCAAAGUUACGGAAAGGUAUUCAGAGCUUCACGGCUUUAACAAUGCUCCAUACUUUGUUGGCUAUCUUUUAUUCCAAUGUGCCAUGUUUGACUUGUUUAUUCUAGCCAACAAGGACGAAUCGUUCCAAGCAGCGGCGAACUCUCGCUUUGUAAAAUUCGUGACCGCGUUGAGCGAAUACGCAGAUGUCUGGACCCGGGGAAUCAAGGAUAUCAAAGUUUUGGACAGUCUUGCUAAACAGUGGAAUGCAAGUGUUCCCAUUCUUGAUGAGCUGAGACAAGGAAGCCAGCCGCCCCCUGAGACUGUAAUUGCCCAGAACGACGUCUACCAAAACUACCUGAAAGCAGAAAUGGAUAGAGACUUUGCAACGGACGCGCCUGUUCUUGACAUCUACAAUAUACCCACGUUUCUUGAUAGUUUUGAUUUCGAUUUUGCAUAG
Messenger RNA from Ogataea angusta, 1845 nucleotides. RefSeq lists its product as uncharacterized. Gene Ontology annotation, biological process: regulation of DNA-templated transcription; DNA-templated transcription. The transcript has a single exon. NCBI's taxonomy places the organism in Eukaryota, Fungi, Ascomycota, Pichiomycetes, Pichiales, Pichiaceae. Gene Ontology annotation, molecular function: zinc ion binding; DNA-binding transcription factor activity, RNA polymerase II-specific; DNA binding. The coding region runs from base 1 to 1845 and encodes 614 amino acids. The record is from RefSeq and is a predicted model, not a curated record.